This is a messenger RNA of Phlebotomus papatasi, 730 nucleotides long. It is a transcript of the gene mRpS26, whose product is annotated as probable 28S ribosomal protein S26, mitochondrial. The transcript has a single exon. Lineage: Eukaryota; Metazoa; Arthropoda; Insecta; Diptera; Psychodidae. The record is from RefSeq and is a predicted model, not a curated record. Gene Ontology annotation, cellular component: mitochondrial small ribosomal subunit. Bases 40 to 696 code for a protein of 218 amino acids.
UUAGAGACAAUAGAAAAUUGAGGUUAUGUAAGUGAAAAAAUGUUCCGUGCACUUCUGGGUGGAAUUCAGGAGAUUCCCCUGAAGUCCUGGACAGGACUUCAGGUUGUGCGAUGGAGACGGAAGCCCCGGUGGCUGCCAAUGGCGCAGAGUCGUUAUAACAAAGUGCCAGAGCGAAAGCCCGUAGAUCCUGAAGAGAAGGAUGAGAUGAUGCGCCUGUUCAAUAUCUACCGCACGCAAUACAAGAGUGUCCGGAAGUUCCUUAUGGCUGAAGUUGAGGCAAAGAAAGCCCAGACCACGGUUCUGACAAUGACACCAGAAGAAGAGGAAGCUGACAUGAAGAGAUCCAUGGAAAUCAAUGAGGAAUGGAACAGAAAAGCAGCAGAAGUAAGAAACCAGAGGCUCGAGGAACAAAUGGAACUCCGAAAGAAAGAUAUUCUUGAGCGUUUAGAAGCCAAGCAGCUCAGGGAAGAAGAAAGGAGGCGCUGGGCCGAGGAAAGAGUCAAGCAGGAAAUUGAGAGAUCAAAAACUUUCAUUGCACGGGAAAAUCUCGAAGCUGCUAUUGAACAUGCCUUGGCCAAUCCAACAGACUUCAAUUUUGCCAUUGACCUCAAGCUAAACAUCUACAGAGGACGCACCGCAACCACACCAUCCGGAAGUCUUUCUAGAGACUCUGCUGAAGAUCGUGUAACGAAUUAGGAAACAAAGAAUUAAAAGUUUUUAUGUAGAAAAA